GUAAAGAAAAAAAAUUCGGGGGAAGUGUUGAUGGUUUGGCAAGAGCGGGACGUGGCGCGGAAUGCUCUGUGAUCCGUUGCCCAAUCAAGCAACGAUGGCUCAUGUUCCGUGCCUUCCUGGUUCUGAAAGAAGAAGAAGAAGAAAGAAGGUGAAACAUGGAGUUGUGGAACAAAGCUCGGAGCUUUGCGGAGGAAACAGCCAAGCGCACUCAGGAGAUCACAAAGGAAGCCGCAAAGAGAUCCCAAGACCUGCCCUUGGGCGCUACGAAAUUUUCCGAGGUUGUAGCGGAGGCCACCAAGCGCUCCAAGGAAAUCGCGGCUGAAGCGUCCAAGCGAGCCGACCAGCUCAGACUCGAAGCCAUCAAGCGAGCCGAGGGAAUCAAAACAUUCGCCGAUGGGAUUAAUGCCCCGGGUCGCAUUGCGCUCCUCGAACCCUAUGUGGGCUCUGACAUCGAUGAGAAGGGUCUCGAAAGGUUUGGCAUCACCGACGAGUUGAGAGAGUUCGUUCAGGGGAUCACUCUGACCACAUUUCAAGAUUUCCCUCUCGCAGAUGAUAUCCAGGAGCCUGAUGUUCCUGCAGUUUCGAAUGUGUCCCCCGAUCUUAGCGAGUGGCAAGAAAAACACGCCACUCUCGUUCUUUCUAAAGUCAAGGAGAUUUCAAAAUUAAGAUACGAGCUUUGUCCCCGUGUCAUGAAAGAGAGGAAAUUCUGGAAAAUAUAUUUUAUACUUGUGCACAAUCAUAUUGCACCCUAUCAGAAGCAGUAUAUGGAAGAUGCUAAAGUCAAAUCGUCUGACCAAGAAAAGGAUCAACAAGCAAUGAAGCCACCAAAUGUUGGAUUGGCCUCUAAUCAAGUGAUAGAAGUGAAAAAGAACGGACCUACAACCUCAACUGAGCAAGACUUGGAUGUAUUUCUCCUGGGAGAUAUAGGUGACAGUGAUGAUGAAGCAGAUGAUGGAAGUGGAGACAUCGAUUUUGGUCUGGACAAAAUGAAUAAUUUGGAUGAUAAGAAAGAGAAGUCGUAGAUGUGGAGACAACAUUGCGGAGAAUAUUCAUCAUGAAAUGUAUCUUCAAGGAAUGGCAUAAUAGACUGUAUGAUUAGGGACCGUGGCUGCGCUGUUUCAUGAUUUCACCACUUGUUCUUCUUCCAACCCAGUCGGGGCCGUGGUUUUGUCUUGUAAAGCAGGUUUUCUUUAUGAUGUAUAUGUUUUGGAAUACGUAAUUUUUUGUAUGUAUAUAAAAGCAU
Molecule: messenger RNA, 1243 nt
Organism: Neltuma alba
Lineage: Eukaryota; Viridiplantae; Streptophyta; Magnoliopsida; Fabales; Fabaceae
Exons: 6
Coding region: 156-1022 (288 amino acids)
Source: RefSeq, a predicted model, not a curated record